Messenger RNA from Hyposmocoma kahamanoa, 414 nucleotides. RefSeq names its product glycine-rich cell wall structural protein-like. The coding region runs from base 1 to 414 and encodes 137 amino acids. NCBI's taxonomy places the organism in Eukaryota, Metazoa, Arthropoda, Insecta, Lepidoptera, Cosmopterigidae. The record is from RefSeq and is a predicted model, not a curated record. The transcript is spliced from 2 exons.
AUGGCAACGCAAACGCACAGCGAGUUGGUGGGACCGCAGUCGCUGCUAAAGAUCGCCGGCACGCUGCACGACCCCUAUUUAUUCGACACGAAUUUGAUCGCGCUCAAUUCGAGCGGCCGCCGCGCGGUCGCCGAGCGGAAUCAAGUGGGUAGACGCGGCGGAGGUGGUGGCGGAGGUAGUGGCGGAGGCGGAGGCGGAGGCGGCGGCGGCGUCGGUGGCGGCGGAGGCAGCGGUGGCGGUGGCGGCCACGGCGGCGGUGGUGGCGGAUACGGCGGUGGCCACGGCGGCCGCGGCGGUUACAGCGGUGGCCACGGCGUUGGUGGUGGCGGAUACGACAGUGUUGACGAUAGCGAAGACGAAUCUGGUAAUCAAGAAAAGAAACUAGGAAUCAGGAAAAGUAAGGGUGUUUCCUAG